AUGAACAAGGACAACAAUGUGGUUGCUGAGAAAAUAUUGAAUCUUACCUUGGAGAUCAUCUACCUGCUGACUGGAGAGGUGAGGGAUUCUGGGUAAUGUCAGUAUGGAGAUCAUCUACCUGCUGACUGGAGAGGUGAGGGAUUCUGGGUAAUGUCAGUAAGGAGAUCAUCUACCUGCUGGCUGGAGAGGUGAGGGAUUCUGGGUAAUGUCAUUAUGGAGAUCAUCUACCUGCUGACUGGAGAGGUGAGGGAUUCUGGGUAAUGUCACCAUGGAAAUCAUCUACCUGCUGACUGGAGAGGUGAGGGAUUCUGGGUAAUGUCAGUAUGGAGAUCAUCUACCUGCUGACUGGAGAGGUGAGGGAUUCUGGGUAAUGUCAUUAUGGAGAUCAUCUACCUGCUGACUGGAGAGGUGAGGGAUUCUGGGUAAUGUCACCAUGGAGAUCAUCUACCUGCUGACCGGAGAGGUGAGGGAUUCUGGGUAAUGUCAUUAUGGAGAUCAUCUACCUGCUGACUGGAGAGGUGAGGGAUUCUGGGUAAUGUCACCAUGGAGAUCAUCUACCUGCUGACUGGAGAGGUGAGGGAUUCUGGGUAAUGUCACCAUGGAGAUCAUCUACCCGCUGGCUGGAGAGGUGAGGGAUUCUGGGUAAUGUCAGUAUGGAGAUCAUCUACCUGCUGGGAGAGGUGAGGGAUUCUGGGUAAUGUCACCAUGGAGAUCAUCUACCUGCUGACUGGAGAGGUGAGGGAUUCUGGGUAAUGUCAUUAUGGAGAUCGUCUACCUGCUGACUGGAGAGGUGGAGGACUGGGCAUGUCACAUGGAGACUACCACCAAGCUGACUGAGAGGUGAGGGAUUCUGGCAGUCACAUGGGAGAUCAUCCACCUGCUGACUGAGGUGAGGGAUUCUGCACGUCACAUGGAGAUCAUCUACCUGCUGGCUGGAGAGGGGUGAGGGACCUGUGGUAAUGCCGUCUGGAGAUCAUCUACCCGCUGGGCUGGAGAGGUGAGGAUCUGCAAUGUCACAUGGGAGAUCAUCUGCCCGCUGACCGGGAGAGGUGAGGGAUUCUGGGUAAUGUCACCAUGGAGAUCAUCUACCUGCUGACUGGGGAGGUGAGGGAUUCUGGGUAAUGUCAUUAUGGAGAUCAUCUACCUGCUGACUGGAGAGGUGAGGGAUUCUGGGUAAUGUCACCAUGGAGAUCAUCUACCUGCUGACUGGAGAGGUGAGGGAUUCUGGGUAAUGUCAGUAUGGAGAUCAUCUACCCGCUGACUGGAGAGGUGAGGGAUUCUGGGUAAUGUCAUUAUGGAGAUCAUCUACCCGCUGACUGGAGAGGUGAGGGAUUCUGGGUAAUGUCAUUAUGGAGAUCAUCUACCCGCUGACUGGAGAGGUGAGGGAUUCUGGGUAAUGUCAUUAUGGAGAUCAUCUACCUGCUGGCUGGAGAGGUGAGGGAUUCUGGGUAAUGUCAGUAUGGAGAUCAUCUACCUGCUGGCUGGAGAGGUGAGGGAUUCUGGGUAAUGUCAUUAUGGAGAUCAUCUACCUGCUGACUGGAGAGGUGAGGGAUUCUGGGUAAUGUCAGUAUGGAGAUCAUCUACCUGCUGACUGGAGAGGUGAGGGAUUCUGGGUAACGUCAGUAUGGAGAUCAUCUACCUGCUGACUGGAGAGGUGAGGGAUUCUGGGUACGUCAUUAUGGAGACCACCACCCGCUGACUGGAGGUGAGGAUUCUGGGUAAUGUCACCAUGGAGAUCAUCUACCUGCUGACUGGAGAGGUGAGGGAUUCUGGGUAAUGUCAUUAUGGAGAUCAUCUACCUGCUGACUGGAGAGGUGAGGGAUUCUGGGUAAUGUCACUAUGGAGAUCAUCUACCUGCUGGCUGGAGAGGUGAGGGAUUCUGGGUAAUGUCAUUAUGGAGAUCAUCUGCCUGCUGACUGGAGAGGUGAGGGAUUCUGGGUAAUGUCACCAUGGAGAUCAUCUACCUGCUGACUGGAGAGGUGAGGGAUUCUGGGUAAUGUCAUUAUGGAGAUCAUCUACCCGCUGACUGGAGAGGUGAGGGAUUCUGGGUAAUGUCAUUAUGGAGAUCAUCUACCCGCUGACUGGAGAGGUGAGGGAUUCUGGGUAAUGUCAGUAUGGAGAUCAUCUACCUGCUGACUGGAGAGGUGAGGGAUUCUGGGUAAUGUCAGUAUGGAGAUCAUCUACCUGCUGACUGGAGAGGUGAGGGAUUCUGGGUAAUGUCAAUAUGGAGAUCAUCUACCUGCUGACUGGAGAGGUGAGGGAUUCUGGGUAAUGUCACCAUGGAGAUCAUCUACCUGCUGCCUGGAGAGGUGAGGGAUUCUGGGUAAUGUCAGUAUGGAGAUCAUCUACCUGCUGACUGGAGAGGUGAGGGAUUCUGGGUAAUGUCACCAUGGAGAUCAUCUACCUGCUGACUGGAGAGGUGAGGGAUUCUGGGUAAUGUCAUUAUGGAGAUCAUCUACCUGCUGACUGGAGAGGUGAGGGAUUCUGGGUAAUGUCAGUAUGGAGAUCAUCUACCUGCUGACUGGAGAGGUGAGGGAUUCUGGGUAAUGUCAGUAUGGAGAUCAUCUACCUGCUGACUGGAGAGGUGAGGGAUUCUGGGUAAUGUCAUUAUGGAGAUCAUCUGCCUGCUGACUGGAGAGGUGAGGGAUUCUGGGUAAUGUCAUUAUGGAGAUCAUCUACCUGCUGACUGGAGAGGUAAAUUGUUCUGGGAAACUUGCAGUGCCACAUUCAGCUGUUAAAAAGUAGACUUUUAACUUUUAUUGUAUCCUGCAACUUUGGGCUUUUUUUUUGUACAUUUUGAACUAUGAGACUAUGGAUUGAUAGGUGCAUAGAGGACAUGAGGAACAAUGUGUGUACUUCUAUCCCUUUCAAUAUUUAGGAUCAUAUGGUUGUGAAGAAGACCUGUGACAGUAUCUCACCUAGCAGCAGCCUCUGUAUACCAAAAGGACUUUGCAGGACCCGGAGCCCCAACACGGUGCCUCCACCUCGCUCCCUGAUCCAUGAGAGAAACAAUGAUCAGAAGAUCCUGGAACUGACCAAUCAGAUCAUUGAGCUGCUGACUGGAGAGGUGAGGCUGCAGGGAAUGGGACAUUAUACAGUAAAAUUAAGGGAUGUGUCUGGAUUGUGACUGUAUCAUUGUGUGUAUCAGGUUCCUAUACGGUGUGAGGAUGUCACUGUCUAUUUCUCAAUGGAGGAGUGGGAUUAUAUUGAAGGACACAAUGAUCUCUACAAAGACUUGAUAAUGGAGAACCACCAGGCCCUCAUCUCACUGGGUAAGAGGACUUCCAGCUCCAUACUCCAUGCUAAUGAAAGGAUUGUAAACUCAUAAUGAUGGUACAGAGAAUCUAAUGAAAUAAAUAGCACAACGUUGGUAGUUGCAGAAAAAGCUUGGCAUUCCAUGCAGGAGUACUGCCUGUAGUAACAUGCCAAUACCAUUUGUAGUGGUUACGAUGCUAGCAUGCUCUUGGUGCCAUCACCUAUAAUGUGGCAAAUAGUUUUCAAGUGGUUUGACAGUAAUCGAAAAUUCUGGUAAAGGAGUUUAGAAUUGAGAAAUGUGUCCACAAGCUAAUCACGUGUAAAUAAUUAGUGUCCUUACUUUAUAGUGAUAGACUUGGUGGCACUGGUGCUGUUUGGCUUAUUUGCCUCUGGUCGUCAGUUGUUGCUUGCACUGGCUCUUCUGCCUGGUUUUCUAUUGGGAUUAGGUAAUUUUGCUGACUGCUUACCUAUUAAUUCUGUAUUAUUUUUCUUCAACUCCCUUGGUCAUUGACCAUAUCUUUUUAUAUCUGUGCAGUUGGCUUUUUAAUUCUUCUUAACCACAAUCAUUUAUUUGUAGUUUUAAUUUGGCAGUGCUCACAGCUUGACUAUCAAGAAAACUUGGGCACUUUCUUCCCUUUCUGGUAUAUAAUGGCCAUCUUCACCAAAUCCCAUCUUCUCAUGUCUUCUUUGCAGACAGGAUGCGUAGUCCUUCUGUAGGUUUGUCUGGAAGUUCUGAGGUGCAUCAGAAAGAUUUUGGCAUGUACUGCAUAUGCUCCCUCCACUAACACUAGGUGUAGCACAUGCCAAAGGUGUUUGCCUUUUACCAGGAUGCUAGAAGAUGCCGAUCCAGAUCGUAGAGACAUCAGAAGAGGCAGAGUUAUAAGUGGGUCACUCUCUCAGGUUUUGUUGCAAUCUGUGGCCAUUCUCUGGUACUACUGCCUAUAUACUAGGAAAAGAUUUUUGGUGCAAGAAUUUCUGGCAGCUAUUUAAAGGGACACUAUAGUCACCCAGACCACUUCAGCUCAGUGAAGUGGUCUGGGUGCCAGGUCCCUCAGGUUUUAACCCUUUGGAUGCAGUUUCCAAAAAGCUGCCAUGUUUACAUUGCAGGGUUAAUCCAGCCUCUAGUGGCUGUCUCCCGGACAGCCGCUGGAGGCAGAUUAUGCCUCCAUCACGCAGAGCGUCCAUAGCAAAGCAUUAAGAAAACUUUGAAUGCGCGUGCUGCGCUGCCGUGCAUGUGCAUUUGGCUCCGCUGACGUCGGCGGGGGAGCCCGGCGCUGGAUUAGGGUAAGUAACUGUGUUUUGGAUCAAAUUCAAAUGUUUGACUAUUUGUCUAUCUACUCCUUUCCAAAUUGAUUGAUUAAUUGCGUGCACGCUUCCUUAGAGUAAUUCACACCGGACACAAGUUGCUGGUCAAUGAAAGACUAUAGGAAUGCCUUAUUCCAAGGGGUGGGACCCCCUUUUAAAGCAGAAAUACGUCGUGUACAGAGUCACAGUUAACAUAAAGAAUACAUUCAACAAUUGGUUAACAGUCUAAGGGGUCUUGUCUAAACCCCCCCUACUGGGCGUGACCCUAACAUCAUCACAUGACAUUCCUUUGUUUACCAGCCCCAUUCCAGCUCCAUUUUACUACACGUGGCCUGUUCCGAUACUUGAACAAAGGAAGCGGGGGAGGGGUUAGUAAGGGAGCAGGUUCUCCAUUUUGUUACACAAGGCUUUGCUUAAUAGGAAGGGGGGGGGUAGUGAGAGGGGUUUACAGAGGAAAUGGUUAUUGUGCACACAGUGAGGGGGAAGGGAAGCUUUUUACUGAAUAGGAACACGUGGAGAAAUAUAAACAUUUUAUCCAUUCAACUAUUUUGUCCAUAACAACUGAAGGAGUAUUAACCCCUUCAGUGCCACGGGAGGGGGACUGCUUUGUUUUCCUGACACUGUAGUGAUCCUUUAAAGUCUUCUCAAUAUCCUAACUGCAAUAGAGCUAGUAAGUAUACGGUUUGCUCCACUCCUGUCCAUUUGUGCACAGGAAGACCUUCCAAAUCGAAUGUCUAUUGCUUAGAAAGCUUUUCAUCAUCAAUAUAAUUUCUUCAAUGGGAGAUGGUGGGGUUAUUUUUUUGUCUUUUAAAUCUGUAGCUGUCCAAUUCAGCAAUGUCCCCUCGAACUAUGCACCUGGAGUACUUCUUUUCCAGAGGACAGUAAGAAAUAUUGCUGCCGAGCCUGUACCAGGGAAACUGCCUAGGGAGAGGAAUCUUUGCCUUUUUGUAUUUGUUUCAAAUCAGUCUUAAGCAAUCCUUCUUGAAAGUUAAGAAUGCAGCCAUUCAAUCUGCUUGGUAUUCCGAUGUCUUUUCAAUAUCUUAGCCAUCCAGUAAUGAGGUAGGAAAAGCCACGAGUGUAUGAGCUUUCGUCAAGUGAAUUCCUUUUAUAUCCAUCCCCUUUCUCAAAUAAUUCAUCUGACAAAACCUCUGGCUUUUGCAGAAUCCCAGACUGAUCAGGGGUAGUAUACAGGUUAUUGGAGGAAGUUCAAUGCCUUGCAUUGUCUGUUUGAAUUUUAUGCAGUUGAUUUAAAGAGAAUGGAAAACAUCCUAUCUAGAAUGCAGAUUUGUAAGGAUUGAGGAUCCUGCCUAAAGUAGAUAUGACUGUAGCUUAGCAAUCGAAGAAUAGUGCUUUCCCCUUGGAGAUACAGUGAGUUCAGAGGAACCUAUAGACAAGAACGUGGAAAUAUAAUUUUGAAGAAUGUUGCAGGAGCAUCUGUAGUGACACAUAAAAAUGUUUGACUGCUGAAGAUGGCCAUUGGGAGAUGCCCACUCUGACAUUCCUUCCAUGCCAAAACCUCCAUCAGGGCUAUUCCGAUCGCAUUGACAAUACGCUAUUAAACGGUUACUUCAAUUAACAUGACCACUUAGUCUUUUUGAAGUGGUCAUGGAGGACAGAAUCUGGCUGUGCAGUGCUUCUUUUUGAAAUGCUGUACAUACAGAGAUAUUUGCACUUUUUUUGUGCCAGGGCUAGCUGCACCUUUGUUGUGGGCUGCCACAGUACGCUGGCGACAGACAGGGUCAGCUUCUACCUUUGCAGGCAGUGCAGGUGGCGUGCUUGAAAGGGGAAGUCCCAGUGUUGCCUACCUUCCUUGGUGCGCUCCUACCCUGCAUUUUCUGAAAUUUGAUUUUUUUUAUUUUUUUUUUUUUUUAUUUAUUUGUGUUAAACAUUGAAAACGCACCCAACGUGCGUGCGCAGGCAUUCUGAGCCUGGAAGAUUGGUCUUCUCAAAUAUUUCUCUAUAAGAAGCAUUCCAUUGCACCUCAAUAGUGACAUGCUGUGACAACAACAGAGGUGGGGAACUAGUGAGGAUUCCAGGUAAGCUGUGGGGUUUUUGAUUGUGUCCAGUUUUUUUUUUUUUUUUUUUUUAUUCAUAAAAUAAAAAAUGGGUGUAGAAAAAUAGUUUCAAGUAGGACAUUAAAAAGCAGGAAAUUGCGGCCUUCCUUUUGUAAUCAUCUGUAUUCAGAUUUGAGAAAAACAUUUCAUCAGCUGGAUGUCCACGUUUCAGUGCUGCUGUAUGAAGUUAACCGGGUCCUGCAAUUUGUCCAUUAUCACAGUGCAGCUGACUGAAAGGCAGCCUCAAAAUAGUGAUCGGCUAGAUGUCAAAGAACCUAGCUUACUCCGAUGUAAGAAGUAAAUAAGCUCCUAAAGAGGAAGUUACUCCUUGUUUCAAAAAGGCUCCUCCUAUUAAGGCUCAUGACACCAAAGUCAUGACAUAAUAUUGGAUUAUAGAGCUCUGCACCACUUCAGUACAGAUUUGGUUAGGCUUUGAAAAAGGAGUAUUCGAGCAGGAGAUAUGGUGGACUGUGAUUUAGUGACCAUUGGGGAUCCUGUGUGGUGAUCUUACUAUUUCUCAAAUGUGCAUAUGCUAUGACUUAAGCAAAAGUACCUUUUAUCAAUGAAAAGUACAAUGAAAAGUAUCUUUUAUCCUGAGUGUUUUUGAGACGGUUUUAAUUUUUAUAUAAUUUCUUGCCAAAAAAAUCUGCUUGUUUGUGAGCGGGUGGAGACACCGAUUAUAUUCCAAGAAGGUGGAGGACCAGAAGGCUCACCCAAGUUGUUUGUUUAUUUUAUAAAAAUUUUUAUUUUAGUAAUGCAUUGUAUGUCAAACCGAAAUAUGGAGACAUUUUCAAGUAGUAUCGAAAAUUCACAGGUAUAAAGUCAGAAAGAAACGUCAUAAUACUGCACUAUUUGUUUAAGAAGUGAAGAACAAGAGAGAAUAUGUUCACAUUAUUUGUUACUGCUAAUUUUAUGCUUGUUCGUUUUUAAGUCUUUUCAAUAAAUGUUCAAUGUGUUUUUUAGACUUUUAGCCAGAUUUGACUUGUUUUAUUUGCAUUGCCCACAAUCUGUCAUUUGCCUUUUUUGUCUUUCUUUUUUCUCCCUGGAUAUUUGCUCCUGGUACCACAUAUGAUCUUUGCCUUGUGACUAUAGUUCUUCGUUUGGGAGGUUUUUGGUUGCCUUUUUAUACCAGUUUUUAGAGAAAUAUUUAGUAGAUAAUUCUGUAACCGAGGAAACUUGCAGAAGCUAGACACAGAUGAGAGAUGGUUCCAGGUCUUCAGGAAGUUCUUUAUUAACAUACCGAUCGGGUCUCAGAUGAACUAACGUUCCAAAACAGGUCUGAGGGCCGAACACAUGGAGUACAUGCUUUUUAUAGAACUAUAACUCCUCCCAUUAAUAUCUCCACCCGCACAUACCCUUAACCAAUCGGUGGACAGGAUCUGGAUUUCCUUAUAUGGGCAGACCACAUGGCUCAUCCGAAACAAAGGAGAAAAGAAUGUGAUUUCAGUUCCUGCAUUCCUGCACAUACUACGUGUAACUAACUGAUACAACAUACACAUGUACUUACAUAUGCCACGUGGAAAUCUCUGCCUACUAAAUUUACAUUUCACUGAAAUUCCAUCACAAUCCCCCCUUUGAUGCCUCUGAUACAAAAUUAUUCCAAAUGCAUCACCAAUCAUAGUUUACCAACACCUCUCAAGUAGCCAUGGACCAGAACAGACCUUGUAAGCAUCUUAGCAUCAUCACCAACUCCUUCAGCAUUCCUCAUCCUGAAUAUGUUCUCUUUGGGUUAGGGAUUCAUAUCUAUAGACAGCCAUUACAUGAGCAGAUGUCUUUCUAUAGUACUCUCUAUGAUACUACGGAUAGAUCUGAACACUAAUGGAAUUAGGCAGGGCAGAAAGAGACAUAAGAAUAUAAUGAAUAUCACUCCACCUACUAACGCCUUGAUCCCUCCAAGCUGCUCAUACCAACUUCCAAACCAACUACUAGGAUUAUACCCAUUCCAGGCCUGAGUAGGUACAUGCGUCAGUUUUACCAUGUGGCUUGUAAAUUCAGCCACUGCCCGCCCUUCAUCAUCUAUGUGCAAACUUUCCGCAUACACCUCCCUCUACUGCUAAUAAGUAGUCCAGAGCUAAUCUAUUUUGAUAGAUGGCUGAUCUCAUCCGAGUAUUUUGCUUAGUUAGAUUAAGUGCUUGCGCUGUUUCAUUGAUGAUAAUCUCAACCACUGCCUGUAGUCUUAUAAUACGGUUAAGCAUAUAUAUUAGGGUUCUCUAUCCAUAGGUACCAUCUUCUGCCCAAGUAGCAGGUCCAUAAUAAUUAAUGUUAAGACACCCCAGGUGUCUUUAAACAAAACCGCCGUUUAGUCAACCUUCCCCUUCUGCAAUACCAAUAAUCUCCGUUCGCAUGAACUGCAGUGUACGAACCAAGCUCAGGGGAAGCGGCAAUCUCCAGACCGGGAUCCGUGAACGGCUCCAACCUCCCGAACGGAACUCCACGAACUGCUGCUAGCCGCCGAACAAUAACAUCCACCAAGCGGCUUUCGGUUCCAUCCAGCAGUCUCUAAAUGCAAAUAAUAAAUCCCCCCCCCAAUAAUGAGACAGAAGCUGCGCAUUGAGGGUCAAACAGGAUCUGGCUUUACUGUGGGCUACCUGCCCGUAUUUAUGCAGGUCUCCCACUUGGUGGACACUCCCCUAGGGGACAAAAUGGGAGACUUAAAUGACAGACAGACAUGGUGACAUUCCAGACAUACAGUCACAGCUUUUACCCACAAUACACUAUGGUUUCCUCCCCUCUGCCCUGGAGAUAUUUAAGAAGUAACUCAAUUAUCUCCAGGACAAAGACAGUCGCCAUUUUAAAUAUAAAACCAGAAAAUGCAUAAAAAUUCAUAACUUUACAAAAACCGAACAUUUCCCAUUCGCAUCACAUAUCCCCAGAUAGCCUGGAUCUGAGUGCAUAUUAUUAGCGAAUAGCGCUCAGAUCCCACACACAUAGUUCAAUCGCCAUGGAGUCAAAAUUCUUACAGUCUUUCGGUAUACGAAUGACUCCACGGGAAGGCUAUCUGGGUUUAGUCCUUUCCUAUGCUUCAAAACUCCCAAACGGCCGGUAUUCAUAUGCUUUCGUGGAGGCAGCCAGGCUUUCCGUUGUUUCAGCGGUGUUCGGCAGAAAAAGUGUCUGUUUUUAGUUCCAUGAAAAUAGAGCCGAACACCGCUGGGCUUUCGUGCGUUUUAAAAUGGCCGCUGCCUCGUGGUCGACAUACGAACGACGACCACCCUGAAUUCGGUUUAAUUGAGAAGUGUCUGCGGUUAACCACAACGUUCUAAUUGGGAUCAAUAGGUUAACCAGCAGCACACUUCUCUCCUGGGUGGCCAUCCGUUCGGUAGUUUUGUUCGGGAAAAACGGUCAUUCGUAUGGCUGGGCUAUAGAAAACAGCCAUUUACACGAACGGGGCAAAACAGACUAAUCCACCAGCAAUAAACAGACAGAUGGUUCUGUCAUAACUAAUAAUGCGUUGGGGAGGCCACUCGUCAUCUUCCAGCUACCUAUAUUCAAGGAUGCUCGCUUCUUUUUAUGAUUUACAUCAUAAACCUUAACUCCCAAGGUCUCUCCUGUCUCAAUUGGCAACAAGAAGAAGGAUGGUUUGAGCGUACCUAAUUUUAUAACAUGACAGGAGGCUUCAUAUUUGCUUAAGUCUCUCUUUACUAGAACUCCACAGCAGCAAAACACCAGAGAGUAAACAACCAAUCAGAAAACAGUAAGGAGACCAUAUAAGUCCCUUCCCAACAUUCCAUUUCCUCUUUCUUUGCUGCUUCGCAUCAGUACAGGUCAGAGUACCACUGCCUCCUGCUAUUAUUAGUGGGUGGCUUUGGGAUUUUAUAUUUUAUAUUUUAUAUGCCUUUUUGUUAUAUAUGUUUAUAUAUUUUGGCUCGGGACUGUUUUUACUGUAAGGGAUUCUUGUCUAACCCUUCUACCAGGGGUUAAUGUAGCCCUUUCUCUCCCCUUGUGGCUCUAUCCCUUCUCCCUGUCCCCUCCUCUAUUCCUCCGUUUCUUUCCCCCUGCGGGGAUUCUCUUUUAGCUCGGGGGCCUCGUGGGGCUGGCCGUUUGCCGCCUCCCCCGAACCUUCGGGACCGCGGAGUACGUCUCCAGCGGUCCCGUGUAAUUUUCACUCCCUCCGGUCGCGGGUUGCUCGCCUGCGAGUGCUCUACCCGCCGACCGGAGCUUUCCCCUCGUGGCCCCUGGUCGAGGCUAGAGCACCCACGGACCGCGUGUGUCCUCUGAGUGGAGGAGGGAGCACUACGCUCACGCUCCCUCCCCCACCCGUUUUUAGUGCAUUCUCUGUUCGGCAUUCUUCAGGGGGUUCCCCAGCCGUUUAGUCCACAGUCUGGGAACUCCCCCUCUCCCCCCCUGCAGGAAGGCAUCUCAUUUAAAGGGCUAGGGGUUUAGCCUCAGCCUCCCCUUCCUCCUCUUUAAUUAUCUCAGUUUUUCUCCCACAUCCUCUGCCCUGGCUAGGGUUUGUGUAUCUGGUACCCCAGUUUCAGAUGUCAUACUGGGUUAGAGUUGUGGAGGGGUUUUUUUUCACUGUAUUUAAUGCCUGCAUUUACAUUUUACAUUUGGUUCUUCUGACCCCAUUUGCCCAUCUGUAUACCCGCCAUCAAAUGACCCUUAUGCUCUGAGUGUCUGGCCUGCUUUGUCUGUGCCCAUAAGAUUGGCCUGCCUGGCCUGUGCCCAUAAGAUUGAUUGGCCUCAUCUGUGCCCAUAUAUAUUUGGCGCCUAGAGCCCUUACGGCCGCUGGCCUAAUAUAUUAUGCUGGGGUUUUCUACUGGGGUCGUCUAUAACACUGGUGUCAGUCUACAUUACUCCCGUAUAUCUGGGUGACAUGUAUCAUUUCUACCCCCAGGAUCACACUGAGGUCAAGAUGGACGCUCCUACCCAAGAGAGCCUACAGGCUAUGAUCAACGUGCCCGUUGCCGCUUCAAUGGAGAAAGCGCUUUCACUGCCUAGAUCGUCCCAAGAUAGGGAUGUAUCGGAGGCUCAGCGCGUGCUGAUAGAAUCCGACCCCGGCUCUCCAGACAGAACAGACACGCCCCCCCCCCCCCAAACGCUACUGGAAGGGUGAAGGCCCGGAGCAGAGUUUCCGGAAGGGUAAGGCCCCUGCAAAAAGGCCUAAGCGGGCGACCGCCUCGCCUCCUACACACCCACGAUACCUCCCUGAAGAGGAGGAAGAGUUCACCCUGCCCGCACCCCUGUCUGUCCUGGACAAAUGGCGGGCAGAUCAAUCCCCCUCAGAGGACGAAGGGGGUUGGGGCAAGGAGGAUCCGGAGGAAUCCGCGUACCGGCAGGAUGCUGAUGAAGAUACCUUGCUAAAUCUACACCACUCCUUGGGGGAGGACAUUUUCCUGGACUCAUCAGGCGAGCCUUUAUUUGACCCACGCACCAUCCGGCACCCCAGGUCUCCUGAGUGGUCCCUACCUAACCACCUGGCCCAGUUCAUGCAUUAUUGGGUUCGCAGACCCCUCGAUUGGGCAGUGCGGAAUAGGCUCAGGGCUGAGUGCCCUAGACCCACAUUGCCGGAUAAGGUCGCUCUGACGCCCGAGUUCGACACAAUGGUCUCCACCUAUUUGACCCGUACCGGGCGCGACCCCAAGAAGGGGAUCGAGCGCAAUCUCUGCCUGGCACAAGAUAAGGUGCUUGACAUCUUAGGGCCGCUGACACAGAUCCUUACCUUGGCGGAUGAGGCUGUUUCCCAGGGCUCCCCCCUGGAUGCUGCAGCCGUAAGAGAUUGGGCUCUACGCUCCGUUUGCCUGCUGGGCAAUUCUAACAUAGCUUUGUGCACGGAGCAGAGGAGGGCGGUCCCUAUGCGCAUGGACGCCAAAUUAUCGGAGUUGGGUUCCAAGGAACUGGGACCGUUAGCCAAAGGGCUACUUUUUGGGGAACCCUUCAUCAAGGAGCUCCAAAGGCCUCUAUACCACUCUGAAUAAAGCCCAAUCUUUGAUGAGGAGGGUGUUCCGCACGAACACCUCGUGUUUUUGGCAGGGCUGGAAGGCAGCGGGGUCGUGCCUCCAGCCGUUUCUGGCCAUCAAGCCAACGAGGAUCCCAUCCACCAUCCUUCUUCCCCAGCUACCACUCUGGAUCCUUCAACUCCCAGAGGUCGUACCGUGGCAGAGGGAACCGGACACGCGGUAGAGGCAGAAUGCCCGCAGGUGAGACAAGUUACACCUCAUGUUUCCCCCAGUCUGUUGUAUGCUGGCAGGUUACGUUUUUGUCUCGACAGGUGGAGGGACAUCUCUUCGGAUGCUUGGAUACUCCAAACUGUCCGAGGUUACGUUAUAGCCUUCCAUUCACCCCCAAUUCAGGAGGUGGUUCCCUCGGCUCCAGUAUCGUCAAGGGCACUGCAAUUCCGGAUAGACACUGAAAUACAGGCCCUGUUCGACAAAGGGGCAGUGCAGUGGGUGCUGGACGUCGGGGGCUUCUUCAGCUCGAUUUUCCUAGUCAGGGAAAAGACAGGAGAUUUCCGGCCGGUCAUAAAUCUGAGGAACCUAAACGCCUUCGUUUCCUACCAACACUUCAAGAUGGAGGGCAUCCAUCUUUUAAGAGACUUACUUCACCCAGGAGAUUGGUUCACUCGUCUAGACCUGAAGGACGCAUACCUCUCCGUACUGGUGGAACCUGAUUGCCGACGAUUCUUGCGUUUCAUCUGGAAAGGGAGGCCAUGCCAAUUCACAUGCCUACACUUCGGCCUCAGCUUGGCACCUUGGUGUUUCACCAAACUGCUGAAACCAAUAACAGCAUGCCUGCGCUCCAGGGGCAUUCAGUGCUUGAUUUACCUGGACGAUCUGCUUCUCUUCUGUGAGGACUCCUCCAGACUGAAAUCUCAGACGCACUUCGCAGUCUCGUUGUUCGAAUCCCUGGGGUUUGUGGUCAACCGAGAGAAGUCUGCCCUCACACCGACGCAGGUAGUUCAAUUUUUGGGGUUCGAGAUAGAUGCGACCCAGUGUAUCCUACGUCUCCCUCAAGCAAAAAUCUCAACAAUUCGGAAAGAGAUCCGACGGAUUCUCCAUCAGGAGACGAUCCUACUCAGAGUCCUGGCACGGGUGGUAGGCCUAUUGUCCGCUUUGAUCCAGGCCAUUUACCCAGGUCCCCUUCACUACAGGGCCAUGCAACGCCUGAAGGCACGUUUCCUCCGCAGGAAACCCUCAUACGACCAGCUGAUCACCAACACACAGGAAGUAAUGACAGAACUUCAUUGGUGGCUGUUACAUAUGUCAGCCUGGAACAGCAAGGCGAUUUUUGGUCCGACCCCGGACUUUGUCCUGGAAUCGGAUGCAAGCCUAUGGGGCUGGGGAGCGACCUGCGCGACUGCCUCCACGGGAGGUCCCUGGUCGAGCACAGAAACAGGCUACCAUAUCAACUGUCUGGAAAUGAUUGUGGGCUCAUUCGCGAUACGGAGCGUGGCGGGUCAUCUGUUGGAUUGCUGCAUCCUGCUGAGAAUGGACAACGUGUCAGCAGUACAGUAUAUCAACCGCCUGGGAGGAGCACGCUCACGGGCACUGACAGAAGUGACGAAGGAGAUUUACAAUUUCUGCCUUCGGCGCAAUAUCACUCUACAAGCGGAAUAUCCAGGUGUAUCGAACCUGACGGCAGACUGGUUUUCCAGGCACUGGAGGGAUGCCAACAAUUGGCGUCUUCAUCGACCAGUAUUUCUCGAAGUGGCGCGACGCAGGGGCCCGUUAACGGUGGAUCUGUUCGCUUCCAGAACGAACUUCCAGAUCUCGAAUUACUUCAGCUGGCUCCCGGAUCCGAUGUGCGCGGCAGUGGAUGCUUUUCUUCAGGACUGGCCGGCACAGGGAGCCUAUGCAUUUCCACCGUUCACUAUGAUCUCCAGAAUCCUUCUCCAAGUACGACGUCAACGGACAUCGCUGGUGCUACUGACGCCCCUUUGGCAAGCCAGGCUUGGUUCCCAGAAGUGCUGGAGCUGUCAUAUCGAGACACACUCCAUCUCCCGUCUCUGCAAUUUCUCCUGUCGGAUUCUCAGGGCAACCAUCAUCACCUCGUGCUGGAGGGCCAUCUUCACUUGGUGGCUUGGACUCCUUUCAGGGGUACCUGGAAUGUUGAUGAGUUAUCGGGAACGGCUAGAAGCCUCCUCUGGGACUCAUGGGCCCCGGGAACGAGGAGAUGUUCUCUGUCCGCAUGGAACAUAUGGUGUCGUUGGUGCAUGGAACGGAGUAUCGAUCCCUUUACAGCACCUGUAUCCAGUGUACUGAAUUUCCUUUCCUACCUCUUCGACCAAGGGAGGUCAUAUCGCUCGGUUAACGUUGCCAGAUCGGCCAUUUCAGCGGCUCAUGUUCCUCUUCCUAGGACGCCCAUUGGUCAAGAUCCUUUUGGUUUGUAGACUGUUGCGAGGAAUCAGACUGUCACGUCCACCGACUCCUAAGUAUACAUCACUCUGGGAUGUGCACCGAGUUUUGGACUUCAUUCAGGCGUGGCCGGAGAAUCAGGACCUUUCUCUGACAGUUAUCGGCCAAGUUCACACUUCUCUUAUGUCUGGUAUCGUUUCAUCGGGUGUCCGACGUUCGGGCUUUUGAUGUUAACGCAUUCACCUUUUCCCCGGAUGGAGUGACCUUUGCGGUGUCAAGACGUACCAAAUCCGACUCCUCUGCCAUUUUCUACCCCUUUUUUCGAGAGGCUCCGAAGCUCUGUGGUUUCUGCUCUGUCUCGUUAUGUGGCUGUUACUACCCCACUUCGAAGUUCCCUAUCAAGACAACUGUUGAUAUCUUACGUACGACCGCAUAAACCGGUGUCUACCAUUAUCCUGGCUCGUUGGAUCAGAUGGCUCUUGUCGUUGGCCGGCCUGGUAGCAGGUACUGGUCUCGAGAAGACACAUUUCGACAGUUUUAUUUCAGGCCUACAGAACAUGCAGCCUUUGCCCUACUGGCUGAGCGUUAAAACUGCAAAUAUGAAGCCUCCUGUCAUGUUAUAAAAUUGUAGAUUAUGCUAGCUUUAGUGUACCUAUAAUCUUAAUUUUAUUAAUGACAGGAGGCGAAUAUUUCCCACCCUUUGUUUUUCCAGACCCUUGUGUGUUGUAUUAUCUGUCAGACUUAAUAUUAAAGAAUUAUAUUUCUGAUCAGUGUUCGUUGUGGUUAUUUCCUUUUAUACGUUUCCAAUUUUCUGCCUGGGCCCGGAUCUGUUCACUAUAAUUUUGCUCUGGGUGGCUGCAUGUUUUUAUACAUACCUUUCAUUGACUAAUCACGAUUUUCGAUUCUGUUUAUUUCGUUUCAGUGCAAAGGUCCGAGGAUGGACUCACAUCCAAGUUUCGACUCGGUUGAAGAUUCCUAGGAGAGUUGUUUUUUCUAUCAAGAGAUGGACUUUUUAUUGUUACGUUAUGUUGUUUUUCCUCGACUGUGUUUUGUUGUCGCAGCUUGAAAGAGGAAAUGGAAUGUUGGGAAGGGACUUAUAUGGUCUCCUUACUGUUUUCUGAUUGGUUGUUUACUCUCUGGUGGUUUGCUGCUGUGGAGUUCUAGUAAAGAGAGACUUAAGCAAAUAUUCGCCUCCUGUCGUUAAUAAAAUAAAGAUUAUAGGUACACUAAAGCUAGCAUAAUCUACAAUACACAUGCCCCUUCCCAAUCUUGUGGUAACUCUGAAUAUGCUUUCUUACCACAGAUCCAAUAUAAAUUUGCUAGGACCUUCCAAUUGGAUGUAGCAGAUCAGUCAAACCAUAUCUCUUUUAAAUGGGUGUAAUUGGCAAACGGAUUAGUUGGCUCUGAGACAUUUGAAGCUGACCACCAAGUAGUAUCUUUAGUAUCGGCAUUAUAGGCCUUCUGUCCUAGACAUGUUAACUCGCCAACAGGUGUGGUAUACAAUGGCCCUUUCCUGGCUAAACAUACAUGACCUAUAAUAGAGGUUUUUAACCGCCACUCUGAUUUACCUCUAGUACUUACUUGAUGAUCAGACUGAGAAAGUAUUUGUUGUUCAUCUGUCUCAGAGCCAGGGUACCAUACUUCCUUUGCCUCCCAUGGCCACUGGUCUUCCAUAUUAGUACCUGCACAUACAAAGCAAUUAGUUACAUUAAGACUACCCGCAAUACUGAAAAACCUGAUGAGUUUGAGUUGCUAUCGUCUCAGUUUCAAGUCCUACAUAUAUUAUGGUCCCUGGAUCUACUCCUGUGCCAUAUAUUUGGAAACCAAAUUUCCAAACUUAUCAAUAAAAUGUUGUGGAUUAGAGAUGGUCAUAUGGACAGGAUUACAUUCCAUAGACUUAGUGUGGUGUAGUGGGCAACCUUUGGAUAAUCAUAUCUUUAUCCACUGUUUUUCCCCAGGUCGCCCACCAUAAACAAGACCAAUAUGGACAAAAAUUAAAAUCCCUAUUUGGGCAAUAAGGAUCAGUAGAUCUUUUACUGGGACAUAAAUAUAUAUCAUUAAACUCAUACGUUCGUUCCCAUUUAAGAUUACCACAUACAUUCCAAGGUUUUCCACUACCCGAGAUCGCCUUACAUGCAUCAAAUAGUAGAAUGCCCGUAGAAUGUAUGGUAUUUAUCACAGUCCUAUUUAUCAAGGUCCCCUGGGAGUUACUGUUCUGAAUUACCAACCAAAUUGUACAGGGUUGGAAUUGGGGAUCAAAACAUUUAAGCUCUCCUGAUAUUGGUUUGCACACACUGUAAUCUAUAUCUAAAUAUCUACACUUAGAUACAGAUCCCCUACACUCAUACUGUGAGUGCCAAAUGAGAGUUUGGGAUAUUUGGUUACCUGUUUUCGUAGUCUUAAUGCAGCUAACACAACUCUGUAUGUCCUCACGUUCACCUUCCUGAAAAAUCACAAAAAUGCCUAAACACAUAAUAUAACAUUUUAUUCCAUAGAAUGUGAAGCAAAUCAUAAGUUGCUUGUUGGCAUAUCUCUUUGGUAACAGCUGCUAUCAAAAGAUCAUCCACUUAUUGAAGAAAUACAUAUUCUUCUGGGAUGGACUUGAAAUCUUGCAAAUCCUGGCUUAAUGCAGAUCCAAAUAGGGUAGAUGAAUUCUUGAACCCUUGAGGUAGUCUGGUCCAGGUCAUCUGGCGCUUUGAACCUGUAACAGCAUCUUCCCAUUGGAAAGCAAAGAUACACAGACUCUCAGCAGCAAUCCGAAGGCAAAAGAAAGCAUCCUUAAGGUCUAGAACUGUGAAGUAGGUUGCCCCACCUGGUAUCAAAGCAAGCAGAUUAUAGGGGUUGGGUGCAACUGGGUGUAUAUUGACUACUGCAUCAUUAACUGCUCUCAAAUCUUGUACAGGACGAUACUCAUCUGAUCCUGGUUUCUGAACAGGUAAUAAUGGAGUAUUCCAGGGGGGAAGUACAGAAUUUUAGGAUGUCAUACCUUAUAAACUUAUCCAAGUAGGUCUGUAUGUUUUUCUUAGCCUUUUGAGGUAUAUGAUACUGAUGUAGGCUCACAGGAUAGACCCCAAGCUUUAGUUCAAUAUGUAUAGGUGGAAUAUUACGAGCAAGCCCUGGUGGAUUAUUCUCUGCCCAUACUCCUGGAAUGUCAAAUAAAGGUUCAUCACUCUUAGGGUUUACACUUGUCAUUAUGGAGUACAAGCGCCAUUCUUCUUCCCUUGGCACCGAUACCGCCAUUAUGCCUGGUAAUCCAUUAAACCUCAGAGACGUUGAUCCAUUAGGUAGAAAAGUUAUCUGGGCUUGAAGCUUUGAUAAUAGAUCUCGUCCUAGAAGUUGAAUCGGACACUCUGGCAUAUAUAGGAACUGGUGCUUCACCAAAUGGCCUCCCAGAAUACAAGUGCGACUCUUAAGAACCGGUCUAGCUGCGCUUCUCCCAGUAGCUCCCAUCACAGUUAUAGUUUUUCCUGAAGGCGGAGCUACCAGUUUAGUCACCACAGAAUGUUCAGCACCAGUGUCAAUCAUGAAAGAACUUCUCUUUCCCCCUAUUGCUACAUCGACCAUAGGCUCCCCUCGGCCAAGGAGGAUGGAGCCCGGUCGGUAUCAAUAGUCUUCCAUGAUAGUGUCAGCCAGACCCACAAAAUCUCUAUCCUCUCUAUCUCUUGGUCUCUGAGUAGGUGGAUAAUAUCUAUCUCCUUGAACACUCCCUCUACUAUUCCCACCGUUCCCUCCAAAACUUCCUCUAUACCUACCACUAUAACCUCCCCGCACUCUUCUCUCUCCUUGUCUGUUAUUUUCAUAAUGCUCUCUCUGUGGACACUCAUUCUUCCAAUGUCCCUCCUCUCUACAAUACGCACAUUAAUUUCUACUUAACCCCUUAAGGACACAUAACAUGUCUGACAUGUCAUGAUUCCAUUUUAUUCCAGAAGUUAGGUCCUUAAGGGGUUAAAGGUCCCUUACUCAGCCUAUUCUCGACUCCUUUAUUCACCUCCCUUCCCUGUCUUUCUACACUUGUGAUAGCUACCCCUAGCAUAUCUGCCUUCUUCCUCAUUUUAGGUUCUUCCUCCUGCUUUGUCUCAGUUUCCCUAUUCAUAUAUACUUUAUUUGCGAUCUCCAUUAGCUGUGAUAUGGACAUCCCUACAAAUCCCUCUAACUUUUGCAAUUUUCUUUUAAUAUAACCUUGGGCCUGGCUGACAAAUGCUGAGUUGAUCAUUCGAGAAUUCUCAGGGGCCUCUGGAUUAAGAGGAGUAUAUAAUCUAUAUGACUCCAAUAAUCUUUCAUAAAAGGCACUAGGUGACUCAUCAACCUUUUGCAACACUUCAGCCCUCUUUGACAUAUUGAUUGCCUUCUUCCCUCCUGCCUUCAUGCCAGCAAUAAUGGCUUCCCGAUAAGCCCUUAAUUGGGGCAUGUCGGCAUCAUUCACAUUCCAAUUUGGGUCAACAUUUGGAUAAUGGGCUGCAGCCCAUGCAGCUGGAUUGGCCUGAUUUGGAGUACGGGCCGUUUCCUCAAGCGCUUUAAUAGUCGCUUGAUUAAUCCGGGUCCUUUCCUCACUAUUAAAUAAAGUUAAUAAUAAUGUCUGGCAAUUGGCCCCGGUGGGAUUGUGUGUUUGUAUAAUGGAGGUAACCAAAUCUGUCAUGACUUGAGGUUUGUAGGUAUACAAAGAGUUAUGAGUCUUCCAACUGAAAAGAUCAGUUGUGGUGAAGGGGACAUAGACAAACACAGGAUCUGCCCGUUGUGUUCGGCCAUUUUCGUCAAUGUGUGUUGGGCCCGUUGUAAGUUGGAGGGGCCUUUGGUAAUGUCGGGGUUGAAGAGUACCAGUUAUCUGUUGGGUUAAUAUAGGACUUCAGCAAGGUUGUUUUAAUAGUAAGUUCCGGUCUAGUGGUAAUAAGGUAAGGUGAAUGAGGCGGGUUAAUUUUACUGGGCGGAAGUUCAGUUAACACGAUGUUGCCGGCCGGGCUGGGAGGAGCCUGACCAGGAACCAGAAGUGACGUUAAAGGACCACUAUAGUGCCAGGAAAACAUACUCGUUUUCCUGGCACUAUAGUGCCCUGAAGGUGUCCCUAGAAAAAGAUGGUCUCUUUUUUCUAUGUUUAUUCCAUCGUUAAAAUAAAUGAAUAAAAACUGUGUUUGGAGUGUCAUACUUUUUGUGGGUGUCAUACAAUUUUUCGUGUAUUUGCUGUAUCUUGUUGUCUUAUUUGUAGUAAAUUAAAGGGUUUCUCCAGCCCUGUCUUUAUUAAGUUAUGUUUUACUUUAUAAUGUCCUAUUAGGCAUUUCUUGCUAGGUCAUCCCCUUAAAAGGUAAAAAAGGGCUUUUUAAAACUUCCUUGUCUUUAAUCGGUCCCGAAACCUGUGAUUGGACCAUUUUGCCAACUGAGUGAACACCCUUUAAGGAGAUGAGGGGGCUUAACAAAAAAAAACAUACUUGAAGUUCUAGGGAGUCUCUACCUAUAAGAGAGAAGCAAAUUGCAUCCAUUGGCACUGUGCAUUACGUGUGGACUACAGAUGUAAUUAUUGCACAAAAUUUACAUUUGGCAAUUCUGAGUUCCAGGCUUCCAAAUUAACCUGUGCCAGGGGUGCAACAAGCAGAAACCCUACACAUCUAGAUUCUUAACACCAUAAAUACUUCAAAUCACUGAAACGCUCAUGGUGGUUGAAGUAACCCUUUUAAAUAGAUAUGUACACUUGCGUUAGGUAGACUCCUGUGUAAUGUUUAAAAAAAAAAAAAUGGCAUUCUUUCUCAAGUAAAAGGGGAAUGGUCAUGUUCAAUAAUACUGGGCAGCUAGAUUGGCCCUGGCAUGUUUGAGACAUGAGAGAUUCUCAGUAUACUCGUGUGCCCUGUUUUUUUGCUUGACAUGAGAGAUUGGACUAACUCAAACUGGUACAACUGGUUCAGCUGGCACCAUUAAAGUGUGGUCUUCGGCUACCGCUCAAACUAAAAACUAUGGCAGGGCUGGCAUUUGUACCCCAGGUAUCUACCAUGAAGAGAUGCAGGACUGCAUGCUAUGUAUUCACCAGGAAUUGCCAUUUGUUGGAGAGAAGAGGUCACUGCACUUUAGUAGUGUCUCAUUGUCUUUGAGGCACAAACAGAUUUUGUAGAGGUGCCUAAAGCCAUUGAGAAACAAGAAUGCUAACCGUCUCAAAGCAUUUUUCUGGAAAGGGUACAAGAACAGAGAUGACUCUUUUUACUGUCCUUGGGUAUACGUGUUUUUUUUCACUCAACUCAACAGCUAUUUAUUUUGAUGAUAUUGGAAAAAGGUAAUUGACUAGCGUUUACUCAGACAAAAUUCUGUGAAAACCUUUUUUAUUUUCUAAAAGUGGAUAGCUUGACACUUCUUAGACAUACAGUAGAUACAGCCAGGAAAUAAAGCAUUCUGAUGAUCUUCAUGUGUGUUGCAGUUUUUUCUUCCUUAUGCUGGAGUGCGUGUUUGAUACAUGAGAGAUUGGACAAACUCAUAUUGGUACAACUGGAACUGGCUCUUGAUCAGCUGGCACCACUAACAUGAUCUGCAACUCAGACUUGAUGCUAUGGCAGGGCUGUUAAGGAGGCAAUUGCCCUUCUGAUCUUAACCAUAAAGAGAUGGAGGGCUGAAUGUUAUGUUAGUUACAGGAACUGUGUCAUGUUGGAGAGAAGUAGUCACCACCCAAGACACUCAUAGAUCAUAAACAGCAUUUUUUAUUUUCGUUAAAAUAAAGCUUUAGUAGUGUCUCAUUGUCUUUGAGGUGCAAACAUAUUUUGUAAAGGUGCCUGUAGUCGUCAAGAAACAUGAAGGUGUAGGCAGAUGUGAUGGUAUCUGUCAAUUGCUGGUUUCUGUGGAUAGCUGUUAAGACCUUACUCAUUAUGACUUCCUGUCUGAGACUGCUGCCACUCUUGUAAGUUAUGCAAAAGAUCAUCUAAGGCAGUUUAGGUCUAGGUUGCCCACUGGCUUCAUUGCUUUCCAUCUUCUGCCAUUGGAGUAGCCCACAGCUAGUGGUGGCUACCAGGUUUUUUAUUCGUGACUUUGAAAUAAAUUGCUUUAAAAGAGCACUCCAGGCACCAAAACAACGUCAUCUUGUGGACCAUAGAGUGCUGCUGGGCUGGGGUGCCUCUACACUCAUCCAAUAGUCUAAGAUCAGCACUUGCUGAAACUUUUGAAAAUGGUUUAACCCAUUGAGGUAAAAGUGAGCCCGGAGGCCUACUGGCACCCUAAUUGUGGCAUAGCUCCUGUACUCCGACCAAGUAUCUCUGCCCAAUCCGCUUCCCAGAUAUUUGGGAAGGGGCCUGGAAUGCUUCAGCCCCAGUCAUAGAAGCUUGACCUUUCACCCGACAAGACUCUUCUCACAGUCAGGUAUCGUCCCCUCUGCAUAUUCCGCUGCUGCCCUUCUUCCAGGCAGGUAUUGUCUCUGUUGCUUACUCCGUUGCAGCCCUUCUUCCAGGCAGAUAUUGUCACCUUUGCCUAUUCUGCUGCAGCCCUCUUUCUAGGCAGGUGGAUACCUCUGCCUCCAAUGUGAUUUCUAUUGCCUUUACAAAGGCACUUGUGGGUCUUAGGCCUAGCUCUCUUGAUUUAACCCAGGGAUCUAAAAAUGGUGCAUCCAGCCAACAGGUCUGAAGGCUUGGUUACUGGGAUCCUUAAAAAUCCACAGGACUCAAGGACACAUGUUGCAAAAGGAACACUUACAAAGCCAUAUUUUUACUUGAGACUAGCCUAUAUGCUAAUUACAUAAAGCUAACUAUGACACUCACCAAAUGAUGUGAAGAAACUUACAGGUACUCAUAACAACACAUUAAAAUAUUAAUAAAAGGGGUGAGGAAGACAACGAACAUGAAAUUUCUCUCCCACCUACAGCAACCAUAAUAUCCAAAUCUACCUGACGAUGCAAAUUAGAAAGCCUUGCUAUUCUGGUAGUGUAUAUUGCCGAUGCAUCCAAAAGGUGGCGCUAUACAGGCUCCACAGCCAAAUCCACCUACUUGGUCGCAAGCAUCAGCAGGACAGGAGAGCAGACAAAACAUCCAACAAUAAAACAACAAUACACACCCUGCACUUCUGAUGGACACAGGGUGACAUAGACCUAGGCAUAGUCCAGGGUCCUACAAAAAGUGUCCAUAUAAAAACCCCAGGUGGUGGUGACUAUCGUCACACUAAGGCACCAUAAUAACUUCAUUUAGGUUAAGUUGUUAUGGCGCCUAAACUGUCUCUUUAACUUUUAAUUCAAUGGUAUUCUUGCAGUUAGACUUAGACUAACACCUUAGGGUUUCCUUGGUUGUGGGAUCAGAGGUACACAUAACAUGGAUUGGGAGUUAUCAUUGAGAUUAAUAUAGUACAGCACUGCAAAGCUGGAACUCUGUUCUUUGCCAAUGUAUCAUUUAUAGGAUACGAAAUAUACCAUAUACGCAAGAUCAGGUUUCUUAAAUCUGUAUUGUAUGGCUGUUUUACUCUCCUGUGACCUGCCAUAUUACCUCCUCAUUAUACUGGGAAUGUUUUCAAAUAGCGCAUGCUAUUUCUCAAUGAGGCCCGUGGCCGUCUGGCUAUCCUCUCGGUGCUGAAGUAGUUGAAGGGAAGGUGUCUGGGAGGUAAUUUAGCCCAACUGCAAGUUUAAACCGUUGCCAAAUGCUUUAACCCUUUGAAUGUGAGAUGCUUGUGCCUGCCCUGUAACAUGUUAAAUGAGCUUAAGAUGUUAUGCUGGUUGGUGUGUUUCUUAAAAGGAACACCCCUAAUGUCAAAGUAUUUAUUUAAAAUUUAGCCCUCACCCAUUUUUGCAUUUAAAAAAAUGCACUCUCUUCUGCUAAAAUUUUUAGAGUACUAGAGUAUCUCUUUAAAUGGCUAUGUAAGGGAACCAUAACCCUGUUAACUUAGCUCUCUCAGCCUUUAAUUCUGCAUGGACAGUGUAAGGAAACCAAGUAUAUUUAAACCUUAUUCGGUAGUUUCCUCCCGAACCUCCAGAGCUUAGUGAAUAUAACUCUCUGUUCGGUAGAUCAGGUAGACGAAUCCAAUAGUAAUUCCCCUGUUUCCACAAGAAGAUUCCCUUAGUGAAACACAUGAAUCCCCAAACAUCAGCCGAAGUCAAGAAGAAGGGUACAAAAUGAACUGAGCUUUAAUGGGCACACACAGCUUUUAUGCAAGUCCCCAUGCAAGGGGACAGCCCUCAGGGAGGGACAAACAAUAACCAACCACAAACAGUAAAAUGUUAACACACACCUACAAUUCCCUCCCCUAGCCCAGGAGAUAAUUCAGUCUGAUAAAAUAGUAACUUAAUUAUCUCCGGGCUGAAAAAAUCACUUUUCCCCCCCAACUUCCAGAACACCCGUUUAUACUGGGGGUAUCCCCAUAAAUUAUCUGAUUACCUGAUCUGAGUGACUAACAUAUCCGAAUUUCACCCAGAUCGGUUCAGGGGUUCGCAAAUUUUAUGGAAGUUUUGUGUGACCGGCUCACCCUGGGCUGCAUGCCCAAAACAGUUCCAUGAAUUUGGUGGGUUUCGCCGGUCACUUUCGAAAAAGCAUCAAAACAAAUUAAAAUACCGAAUAGAUCCCUCUGGCUCCUAACAGCGUUCGUGCCCCUCUGUCUAAUGCACCAAAGUACCGAAUAGCGCUCUUCUAGCUAUUCGGUAAAUAGAGUUCCAGCGUUCGUCGGUCUGGGACUGAUGUUCGGGAAGUCGAGUGUCCGUAAAACAGUUCCAUGCACUCGAUGACCAGGUCCCGUUGCCUUUGUUCGCAUGAAAAAAGAUGGUCGCUGUUUUCUCUGCCACGUGGCGUUCGACUAACGAAGGCUGGCCGCACAGACAGAAGUAGCAAUUUCACUUAGUCUUUUGAUGUUUUAUGAGCCAGAGGUUGUUCUUUGUUCGGUAGUUCUAUCUACCGAAUGAAAUAAGCAGAAAUAGGGGUAAAAAGGGGAAUGGAAACAGUGACUAACAUAGAAACAGGGGGGUUUCUUCACAGACAGUAUCACACUUAUCUAGAUUGGUUAGACUAUAGGUGGCAUUUAAGACACAAAUGUGGGAUAGUAUAGAAUAAGAUCAACAUGACCAUUGUAUUAUAUUAAACCUAACAAAGUGCCAACCCCACCCUGCAGCUUCUUAUUUUAUAUUAGUACUUUGACACGUUUGAAUUACAUUCAGGUCAUAAUCAGAAAUGUCCAAACUUUCUCCCACCACUGUAUUGGCAGAGAGAAUGUGUAAAAAGGUGCACAUGAAUUAUGUUUGUGUGUCUAUUCUUGAUCUUUAAAAUUAUUUUAUAAGUUACUAAUGUUCUCUUUCUUCCCAUAGGACCUAGUGGAUUAUGCACCCGUGCUGCUUUUCCCAAUUUUGGAACCAAGUAUGAAACUAUAAAUAAACACAAUUUAGAAAAAUAUUUGAAAAUGAGCAAACCAAAGAACAGAGAAAUAAGAGCUAAAACACAAAAAUCUCCAUCAUGUAAAGAAGGAAAUCUUACAGACGUUUCUACACACACAGAACAUCCACAGACCGAGUAUCCAUCUACUAAUAUAAAGAUAGAACCAGCCUCGUGUGAAGAAGGAAGUCUCAUAGACAUUUCUACACACACAGAACAUCCACAGACCGAGUAUCCAUCUACUAAUAUAAAGAUAGAACCAGCCUCGUGUGAAGAAGGAAGUCUCAUAGACAUUUCUACACACACAGAACAUCCACAGACCGAGUAUCCAUCUACUAAUAUAAAGAUAGAACCAGCCUCGUGUGAAGAAGGAAGUCUCAUAGACAUUUCUACACCCACAGAACAUCCACAGACAGAAUAUCCAUCUAUUUAUAUUAAGGAGGAACCAGCCUCGUGUGAAGAAGGAAAUCUCAAAGACACUUACAUUUAUAUGCAUAACGAACAUCCAUCUACUGAUAUAAAGAUGGAAUCAGCUGUGUGUGAAGGAAAUGUGAGGGAUGGUGACACUGAAGGUUAUGUAAAUUCACAAGCAAUAAAUGCUUACAAGCCCAAAGCUGGACCUGACAAAAAUAUUACUAUUGUUCAGGAUGUACACAACACAGAGGCAAUAUCUAAAUGUUCGGAGUGUCCAAAAAUCUUUAACAGUAAUGCAGAGCUUGUUACACAUCUGUUAGUUCAUAAGGGGAAUCACAUUAUUUCUUCUGAAACUGGAAAAGCCUAUAUUCCUGAGUGUGACAUUACGUGUGAAUCAUUUCUCAGUGGAAGGAAUCUAUUUUCUUGUUCUGAAUGUGGGGAUAAUUUUACCCAUAUGUCACACCUUGUUACACAUAAAAGAAUUCACACAGGUAAACAUCCAUUCUUGUGUUCUGAAUGUGGAAAACAUUUUACUGUGAAGGCCAGUCUUAUUGCUCAUCAAAAGCUUCACACAGAAGGAAAACCAUUUAAAUGUACUGAAUGUGGGAAAUGUUUUACCAGAGCUACACAUCUUGCAUCACAUAAGUGGAUUCACACAGAAGACAAACCAUUUAAAUGCAAUGAAUGUGGGAAGGGUUUUACCCGGGCAAAAAUUCUUGCUUUACAUAGAAGGAUUCAUACAGGAGAAAAACCAUUUAAAUGCACUGACUGUGGGAAAUGUUUUACUCAGGCAUCAAGUCUAGCUUCCCAUAAAAGGAUUCAUACAGGAGAAAAACCAUUUAAAUGCGAUGAAUGUGGUAAAUACUUUACCCUAAAACAUGAUCUUAUUUCUCAUCAGAGGAUUCAUACAGGUGAGAAACCAUUUAAAUGCAAGGAAUGUGGGAAGUGUUUUACCCGGACUGCAAAUCUUGCUGCACAUAGGAGAAUUCACACAGGAGAAAAACCUUUCAAAUGCACUGAAUGUGGGAAGUGUUUUACUCAGGCUGGGCAGCUUGCCUCACAUAAAAGGAUUCACACAGGAGAAAAACCAUAUAAAUGUACUGAAUGUGGGAAAGGUUUUACCCAAGCCUCAAACCUCACUUUGCAUAGAACUAGUCACACGGGAGAAAAACCAUUUAAGUGCAAUGAAUGUGGGAAAUGUUUUACUCGAGCCACGAAUCUGUCUGCACAUCGAAGGAUUCACACAGGAGAAAAACCACCAAAAUGCAAUGAAUGUGGAAAAUGUUAUACUAGGGCCUCAAGUCUUGCUUCAAAUAAAUGGGUUCACACGGGAGGAAAUGCAUUUAAAUGCACAGAAUAA
Molecule: messenger RNA, 26977 nt
Organism: Pelobates cultripes (western spadefoot toad)
Lineage: Eukaryota; Metazoa; Chordata; Amphibia; Anura; Pelobatidae
Source: the annotation of a GenBank genome assembly